AUGCAAGGGCGGCGGGCAAGGCCCGCCGAGCCAGCCCGAUACGGGCGGGUGGGCCACGAGGUCUGCCCAGCAGGCCUGGUGCAGGCAGGCGGGCGGGCCACAAGGUCUGCCCAGCAGGCCUGGUGCAGGCAGGCGGACGGGCCACAAGGUCUGCCCAGCAGGCCUGGUGCAGGCAGGUGCAGCGGGCAGGGCGGCAAGGUCUGCCCAGCAGGCCUGGUGCAGGGCGAAUACGGCGGGUGGGCCACCCAGAGGUCUGCUCCCAGCAGGCCUGGUCAGGCAGGCGGGCGGGCCACAAGGUCUGCCCAGCAGGCCCUGGUGCAGGCGGUGGCAGGGCGUGCCACAAGGUAUGCAGCAGGCUGGUGCAGGCAGGCGGGCGGGCCACAAGGUCUGCCCAGCAGGCCUGGUGCAGGCAGGCGGGCGGGCCACAAUAAAGGUCUGCCAGGCAGGGCCGGUGGGCCCGGGCAGGCGGGUGCGGCCAUUAAGGAGGGCCCACAGGCCUGUCAGGACCUUCUGGCGGGCGGGGGCAACCAAGGUCUGCCCAGCAGGCCUGGUGCAGGCAGGGGGCGGGGGCCACAGGUCUGCCCAGCAGGCCUGGUGGGCCAGGCAGGCGGGCGGGCCACAAGGGUCCCUGCCCAGCAGGCCUGGUUGCAGCAGGCGGGCGGGCCACAAGGUCUGCCAGCAGGCCUGGGUGCAGCAGGUGGGGGGCCAACAGGUCCUGCCCAAACAGGCUUGUGCGGCAGGCGGGCGGGCCACAAAGGUCUGCCCCAGCAGGCCUGGUGCAGGCAGGCGGGCGGGCCACCAAGGUCUGCCCAGCAGGCCUGGUGGGGCAGGCAGGCGGGCGGGCCAAAAGGUCUGCCCAGAGGCCUGGAGGCAGGCCUCUGCAGGCAGCGGGCGGGCCAAAAGGUCCUGCCCAGCAGGGCCUGGUGGAGGCAAAGGUGCGGGCGAGGCAACAAAGGUAUGGAGCAGGCCUGGUGCCAGCAGGCUCGGGGAGGCAAAAGGGUAUGCCUCUGCAGGCAGUGGCGGGCGGGCCAACCAAGCGGUCUGCCAGCAGGCCUGGUGCGGCAGGCGGGCGGCGGGCCAACAAGGUCUGCCCAGAGGCCUGGUCAAGGGCAGGGCGGGCGCCACAAGGUCUGCCCAAACAGGCCUUGUGCAGGGCAGGCGGGUGGGGCCCACAAGGUCUGCCCCAAGCAGGCCCUGGUGGGGCAGGCGGGCGGGCCAAACAAGGUCUGCCCCAAGCAGGCCUGGUGGGGGCAGGCGGGCGGGCCACAAGGUGGUCUGCCCAAGCAGGCCUGCAGGCUAAGGUUUGGUGGGGCAGGCGGGCGGGCCAACAGGGUCUGCCCAGCAAGGCCUGGUGGGCGGGCAAGGCGGGCUGCCAACAAGGGUCCUGCAGCAGGCUGGUGGCAGGCAGGCGGCCGGGCAGGAAGGUCCUGCAAGAGGCUGGUCGGCGGGCAGGGACGGGCCCGCCACAGGGUCUGGGCCCAAAGGCCAGGCCUGGUGCAGGGCCAAGGCGGGCGGGCCACAAGUCAGCAGGCAGGCCUGGUGCCCGCAGGCCUUGGUGAGGGCAACCGGCGGUGCGGGCCACACGGUGCCCCAGCAGGCUUGGUGCAGGCAGGCGGGGGCAGGCCACAGGUCUGGCCAAGGCAGGCUGGUGCAAGGCCAGGCGGCAAGGGCCACAAGGUCUGGGCCCAGCAGGCCCUGGUGCAGGCAGGCGGGCGGCGCCCACAUGGUCUGCAGGCCUGGUGCGGGCAGGCGGGCGGCCCACAAGGUUCUGCCCAAGCAGGCCUGGUGCGGGCAGGCGGGCGGGCCCCCACAAGUCUGCCCAGCAGGCCUGGUUGGCAGGCGGGGCGGGCGGGGCCCACAAGGUCUGCCCAGCAGGCUGGUGCAGGGUUGCAGGCAGGGGGGCCACAAGGUCUGCCCAGCAGGCCUGGUGCGGGCAGGCGGGCGGGCCCACAAAGGUCGCCCAAGCAAGCCUGGUGGCGGCAGGCGGGCGGGCCACCAAGGUCGGGCCAGGCAGGCCUGCAGGGCAGGCGGGUGGGGCAAAGGUCCUCUGGCCAGCAGGCCUGCAGCAGGCCUUGGUGCGGCAGGCGGGCGGGCCAACAAAGGUCUGGCCAAGCAGGCCUGGUGGGGGAGGCCGGGCCGGGCCACCAAGGUCUGGGCCCAGCCCAGGACCUGGGUGCCGGCAGGCCUAAGGUGCCGGGCAGGCCGUCGGGAGGCCACAGGGUCUGCCCAGCAGGCCUGGUGCGGGCAGGGCGGGCGGGCCACAGGGUCUGGGCCAAAGCCAAGGCCUGGUGCAGGCAAGGGCCGGCGGCCACAAGGUUCUGGCAAGCCAAGGCCUGGUGGCGGGCAAGGCGGGGCGGGCCACAAGGGUCUGCCCAAGAAAGGCCUGGUGCAGGCAAGGGCGGCCGGCCAACAAUGUCAGGGCCCAACCCGCAGCCUGGUUGCCGGCAGGCCCUUGGUGCCGGCAAGCGGGCAGGCCCACAAGGUCCCUGCCCAGCAGGCCUGGUGAGGCAGGCGGGCAGGCCAAGGCAAGGUCCUGGGCCAAGCAGGCCUGGUCAUUGGGCAAGGCCGGGCAGGGCCACAAAGGUCUUGGCCCAAGCAGGCCUGGUGCAUGGGCAGGCGGGCGGGCCCACAAGGUCUGCCAAGCAGGCCUGGUCCGGGCAGGGGGGCAGGGCCAACCAAGGUCUGGAACCCAAGCAGGCCUUGGUUGGCGGGCCAGGGGGGCCGGGACCACCAAGGUCCUGGCCCAGGCAGGCCUGGUGCCCAGGCAGGCCGGGCGGGCCACCAAAAGGUCCUGGGCCCAAGCAGGCCUGGUUGGGCGGCAAGGCGGGCCCGGCCACCAAGGUCUGGGCCCAAGCAGGCCUGGUGCAGGCAGGGCGGGCCGGGCCCAACAAGGUCUGGCCCAAGCAAGGCCUGGGUGCAGGCAGGGGCGGCCACAAGGUCUGGCCAAGCGGCCUUUGGUGCCGGCAGGGCCCGGCGGCCCAACAAGGUCCUUGGCCCAAGCAGGCCUGGUGGCAAGGCAGGCGGGCGGGCCACCAAGGUCUGCCCAGCAAGGCCUGGUGCGGGCAGGGCGGGCGGGCCCACAAGGUCUGCCAAAGCAGGCCUGGUGCAGGCAGGCGGGCGGGCCCCAGGUCUGCCCACAGGCCUUGGUGCGGGCAUGGGCGGGCAAGCCCACAAGGUUCGGUGCCAAGCAGGCUGGUGGGCGGGCAAGGCGGACCCCCCGGCCGCCACAAGGUCUGCCCAAGCAGGCCUGGUGCCGGCGGGGUGGCGGCGGGGCCACAAGGUCCUGCCCAAGCAGGCCUGGUGCGGCAGGGCAGGUGCCCACAAGGUCCUGCCCAGCCGGCCUGGUGGCGGGCAGGCCGGGCGGGCCACAAGGUCCUGCAACAAGCAGCUGUGGCCGGGCAAGGCGGGCGGGCCAACAAGGUCUGGCCCAAGCAGGCCUGGUGCAGGCCUGGCGGGCGGGCCACAAGGUCCUGCCCAGCAGGCCUGGUGGGCAGGGCAAGGCGGGCGGGCCACAAGGUCUGCCAAUCAGGCUGGUGGAGGCAGGGGGCGGGCCACAGGUCUCCAAGCAUGGCUGGUGGGCAGGCCGGCGGGGCUGGGCCACAAGGUCUGCCAAGCAGGGCCUGGUGUCGGGGCAGGCGGGCGGGCCACAAGGUCUGGGCCCAGCAGGCCUGGGUGCGGGCGAGGCCUGGUGGCCUGGGCGGAGGCGGGCCACAAGGGUCUGGGCCAAGAGGCCUGGUGGGCAGGCGGGGGCGGGCCACAAGGGUCUGCCAAGCAGGGCCUGGUGCAGGCAGGUGGCGGGCGGGCCACAAGGUCUGCCAACCAGGCCUGGUGCGGCAGGCGGGGGCGGGCCACAGGUCCUGCCCAAAAGCAGGCCUGGUGGGGGCGGGCAGGCCUGGUGCUGGCAGGGCGGGCGGGCACAAGGUCUGGCAAAGAAGGGCCUGGUGGCGGGAAGGGGGGCGGGCCACAAGGUCCCUGGGCCAAGGCAAGUCCUGGUGCAGGCAGGGCCGGGGGCGGGCGGCCACAAGUCCUGGGCCCAAGCAGGCCUGUUGGCAGGAGCGGGCGGGCCACAAGGUCUGCCCAGCAGGCCUGGUGCGGCAGGCCUGGUGCAGGCAGGCGGGCGGGCCACAAGGUCUGCCGAGCAUGCCCGGUGCGGGCAGGCAGGUGGCCGGGCCAGAAGGUCUGCCAAGCAGGCCCGGUGCGGGUAGGCAGGCGGGCCACAUGGUCUGCCAAGCAGGCCCGGUGCGGGCAGGCGGGCGGGCGGGCCACAAGGUCUGCCGAGCAGGCCCGGUGCGGGCAGGCAGGGCGGCCGGGCCAGAAGGUCUGCCAAGCAGGCCCGGUGCGGGUAGGCAGGCGGGCCACAUGGUCUGCCAAGCAGGCCCGGUGCGGGUAGGCGGGCGGGUGGGCCACAAGGUCUGCCAAGCAGGCCCGGUGCGGGCAGGCGUGUAA
This is a messenger RNA of Macrobrachium nipponense, 4446 nucleotides long. Its product is annotated as collagen alpha-1(I) chain-like. The record is from RefSeq and is a predicted model, not a curated record. Bases 1 to 4446 code for a protein of 1481 amino acids. The transcript has a single exon. Lineage: Eukaryota; Metazoa; Arthropoda; Malacostraca; Decapoda; Palaemonidae.